AUGAUAUUGAACAAUCUUCCUCCAUCACAAUAUGGGAGGGGACUUUCAAUUCAAUCUCGUUUCCCUGAGAUCAAAUCUGUUGUAAAUUCCACUUGCAAGUCUUCUGGGGAAGAUGACACAAGCUUAGCCAUAUUUUCUGACGAUGACUUGAGCCUGAAAGAUGCUUUUGGGCCAGCAACAUUUGAUCAUGGCCAUUAUGAAUCUUCCUUCAAUUUUGCCUCUGACAUUCAACACUCUCAUCAAGCUGUAACAAGCCCAGUAGACUUUCUGGAAGCUAAAGGAUUUGAUGACCAUCAUGGCUCUCAUUGUCUUGCUAUUUUUUUCCUUCAUGUAUUGGCACGGAAGCCUUCAGCAUUUGUAAGUGGAAGUCAGAUUGGAAUUUGGCAGAGGUGCAUUUACUCCUUUCCACGUUUCAGGGCAAUCCUUGACAAAAAGUUGAUGCAUCUUCAAGCUUUAGAAUUGGUGAAGCAACUGUGGGUGCAAGUGUUGUUGCUAGAUGACUUUAAAAUUGGAGAACUACAUCUGAAACCUUCAAGGCUGUUGUUUACCACUGCAGAGUUGGGGAAUGUUGAAUUCAUAAAAGUGCUGAUUCGGAUGUAUCUUGACCUUAUUUGGAAAGUAGAUGAUCACAGUCGAAGCAUAUUUCACAUUGCAGUGUUGCAUCGUCAAGAAAACAUUUUUAAUCUGAUUCAUGAGAUUGGCGCUCAUAAAGCUUUGAUAGCAGCUUAUGAAGAUGAAAAUAACAUGUUGCAUUUGGCUAGAAAGCUUGCCCGUGGAGCUAUGCAACUUAGACGAGAGUUGCAUUGGUUCAAGGAAGUCGAAAAAGUUAUUCAACCAUCUUAGAGAGAAACCAAAAAUUUCGAGGGUAGGACACCUCAUAUUUUGUUUUCGGAGGAGCAUAGAAGACUUGUUCGCGAAGGGGAAAAGUGGAUGAAAGACACUGCAUCUUCAUGAAUGGUUGUCGCAACACUUAUUGCAACCGUGAUGUUUGCUGCAGCCUUUACUGUACCAGGUGGCAAUAAUAAUCUUACAGGGAAGCCUGUUUUUCUACAUCACGGGUCAUUUUUGGUUUUCGCCAUAUCGGAUACAUUGGCACUAUUUUGCACUGCCACUUCAAUAUUGAUGUUCCUCUUCAUUCUCACCUCGCGCUAUGCAGAAGAAGAUUUCCUGUAUUCAUUACCAAACAGGCUGAUAAUAGGGCUUGCAACUCUCUUCAUCUCUAUAGCAACCAUGAUGGCAGCAUUUGGAGCCACUCUUUUCAUUGUUCUAAGUGAUGACUUUGCAUGGAUAGCCAUUCCUAUAGCCACUAUUGCUAGUGUUCCUGUCACCCUGUUUCCUCUGCUCCAAUUCCCCCUUCUUUCUGAUAUGAUUAGUCAUUUGUAUGAUUUUAAGUUUAAUGUGAACAUACCGGUGGACUCUUCCACCAUAGAAGAAGAAACAGUGCUGCUGCUGCAAAAUUCUAUCUCAUUCUCAAAAGAAAUUGAAAGGAGAAGUAGACACCGCAAAUUAUACAGGGCUGCAUUGAAAGGUGAUUGGAACACUGCUGAAAGUAUUUAUAAGGAAGAUGAUAUUGAUAUACCAGUUAAGCUAUCAAAGGAUCGGGACACUGCUCUCCAUAUUGCAGCUACAGCAAGGCGCACUGGUUUUGUGAAAAAGCUGCUUGGACAAAUGAAUAAAGAGGAUUUAGCCAUACAAAAUAAUGCCGGCAAUAUGGCUUUUUUUCUUGUAGCUGCGUCGAAAAGGGUUGAAAAUGUCAAGGCUAUGAUGGAGAAGAAUGAAGACAUAGUAAAGAUUAGAGGAGACAAUGGAAUGUUACCGCUUCACAAGGCAGCUCUAAUUGGAGACAAAGAGACGGUAGAAUACCUUUAUGAAGCCAUUGGAGAUGAGAUAUUAGAUCAUGAUAAUGAUCGCUUCGAAUUGCUUAUCAGCCUCAUAAACCGCGGUUGGUAUGCUUAUUUUGUAAUGAAGUUGUUAGACUUGAGUGGUUUAGCUGAGAUUAAGUGA
Molecule: messenger RNA, 2004 nt
Organism: Pistacia vera
Lineage: Eukaryota; Viridiplantae; Streptophyta; Magnoliopsida; Sapindales; Anacardiaceae
Exons: 7
Molecular function (GO): protein binding
Source: RefSeq, a predicted model, not a curated record